Colletotrichum truncatum is the source of this 1101-nucleotide messenger RNA. RefSeq lists its product as uncharacterized. NCBI's taxonomy places the organism in Eukaryota, Fungi, Ascomycota, Sordariomycetes, Glomerellales, Glomerellaceae. The record is from RefSeq and is a predicted model, not a curated record.
AUGUCCCUCUUACCCGAUCAUCUCCUCCUGCUCGUCGCAGAGCGAGCAGGCUUCCCAGAAAUUCAAGCUCUCCGAGCCACUUGCAAAAGAAACCGCGAUCUGUUGGACCGGUAUGAGCAUGCCGUGACCAAAAUCAACACCAGGCGCUACCCCUGCGCACCCUGCAAUCAUAUCCUCGCUUCAGAUACACGGGAGCGGGAGGUCUUACCUAUAGACACAUUUGAUAUCAUCCACGAGCUGGAAAGACGCGAGCGCAAUAUUGAAGAGGUCGUCAACGGUGCCUUCCUAGCCUUCUGGGAAGAGUACGACCUGCAAGAUGCAUCCAAGGCGGGCCUCAUCCGCUCCAAUCUUAAGAGAGCGCUGUGGCAGUGCUCCACGAUUGCGGACUUGGAGACACACUCCAUCAGAUACAGGGACGACGUUGUACCGCGGCGUGACCCCUGCGUAAAGUCCCUGAUCCACCAGGACGUUGUUCUCCGCGACGCACCGCCGCCGGACGGCUGGCACCUGGCACUGAAGGAGAUCCACGAUUCGAACCGCCAGGACGUACGGUUCCGUCAAAUCGCACACAUCCGCGCCCUGCCCAUACAGGAGCUGGCAGGCAUCAGUGUACUGGCGCACCUGACGAGUCAGGGGUACAUGCGGUACCGGGCACCGACGAGCGCGGGGUCAAGGCCCGACAUUGUCGAGAUGGGGGUAUGCAUGGCAGAGAACACUAUCCGUCACGGAGUAUUCUUCUUGUACAGCAAGGUAAGGAGCAACGAGGAAGCUCACCAUCAUGCGAGGUUGCUCCUAGACGACACAUACGACGAGAUGCGGAGGUGGGAAGCCGGGGACCCAAGCGUGCUACCCGGGUUGACGAUGACCGUCGCUUCUACGCUUUGUCAUAAGAUUGGAUGUGAACAUAGAGAUUUGCUGAGAGCCGCCUGUACGGUGCUCAAGGGGGGCGUGUGGAAGGUAGAAAAGCAAGAGGAGGACGCAGGCCCGGAGUCUGAACGGGGAAAGGAUGGGUCUACGGAAGGCACAAAUACUAGCGACACGGCACAAGACAGGGGGGAAGAGGAUGGCGGCGGCGGCGAGGACGAGGUUGAGCAACCAUAG